AUGCCAUGUGAGAGGUGUCAGAACAAGGGCCGCGCCUGCGUAUACGCAGGUGAAAGCCGACGAAGUGCUAGCUUCUCGAGUGGAACAACAGUCCAAGGCACCGAUCUACCGCAUGAUAACGAUGAUUUGACAACCUUCGGGCAAUCUUCCGUUCCGCCAUGCAAUCAAAUCGAGACUCAUGAGGUCAGUAUCGUGACGCUUAAAGUAUUGCAUGGAGUGACACUCAUCCAUCGUCACAGGCACCAUCUCUUCCAGCACCAGACAUCGGAACUAUUAGCCAGCCAGUGCCAUCGAUCAAUACGCAGCUACGCCCUGAUUGGCCAGAGGCCAUGGCACUCGAUAGACGCCCACGCUUGGAUAGGAGUUGAGCCAUGGCAGAGCAUGGCGGCUGACCAUGUUCUGCUGGAUGAUUUCGUCUGUCCUAGUCUAUCAUAUUCAACAGGCGACGGCACCGAGCUUCCCUCAAUACCGGAAGUAUCUACCACUACUUCGGAACAAUCGCCCGCCGCCGACGUACAGACUGCACGUGAGGAAGAAGGUACCAGUCAAACGCCUUCCGAGCCAACGCCAAUCCGGGAAGCCCAAAGACCCAAUUACACCAACCACACCGAGCUGUCUGCCACAUUUGCGGAAGUUCUUGGUAGUCCGUCUGCUUUAGCACGGGACUAUUCCAAUCCAAACAGCAGCACACACGGCCAACAGCCCAAAACAAAUGACUUCGUAACAGCCGGAUUAGCCAAUCUUUCUCGAAUAGCAGGUCUGUCCGCGAACAAAGCCAGUAGACCUGAAGAGGAUUGGCACCUCGAAGAUUACGACUAUGUUCCCACACUGCCUGAAAGAGUCUACGAAACAAUUAAGCGCAAUUUUGAGAUGCUCAACACGGAUAGUGGACUUUGCAGGAAGUUCACGGACAAGCAGCUACCCCCGAUAACAACCAUGAAUGCAUUCAUCCAGUCGUACUUCGAACACUACAGCCAUAUCUUUCCAAUGAUUCACCAGCCCACCUUCGAUACCGCGAAUGUUCAUUGGGUUCUCAUUCUUGCAGUUGCCGCCAUAGGGUGCGGUUUCUCGCAACUAGGAAACACCUGUACAACAUUUAUCUUGCAAGAAUUUCUCCGCCGGUCGGUCAGCCUAUGUGACUCUAUAUUGAUAGGUCAAUCCGUUCAGAUUGAGCUUGAAACAAACCCGACCCCAGAUUUGGAGCUUCAUGUUGCUCAAUCUGCAUUACUCAGUCAAGUCGGCUUGAUGUUCUCUGGCAACAUGUCUUUUGCGGAGCAUGCGCAAAGGAACAUGUCUCUCGUACCGACCCUUUGCAAGAAAGCCAAUUAUUUCGUCGAACAUCAUCCAAAUAACGUUACAUCUGGGGGUGGGGGGAGCUGGAAAUGGUGGGUUCAAGCAGAGAGCAGAAAGCGCCUUGUUCAUCUGGCAUGGGUUUUGGAUUGUCAACUUGUCUCCUUCUUCGAUCUCGCCCAAACAAUACUGUUAGACAUGUUGCAGCUAUCCAUGCCGUCACAUGAUGAGCUAUGGGCAGCCACCACGACUGAUCAGUGGUCUAUACUCUACUCAGAAUAUGCAUCCAAGAAAUCCAAGUCACUUCGACAUGAACUGGAUAUUCUUUAUCAACAGAAAGAAACACCGGUAGGAAUCACGAAUCUCAACCUAUUACUUCUCACCCUCGGUAUAUACCGCGAUGCACCCAACCAACAAGCCGCAAUUCAACGUCUCGAUAUUCUUCGGUCGGCUGAAGGCAUCGGGUCACCUACUGAUACCUUCAAAUCACUUAUAAACCAACACUACCAUGCUCUCAGCCUCUUAUCGCAUUUUCCCCUGAGGCAGCUCAAUUCAUUCUCUGGGUGGCGAAUAAGCCCGACCAUAAGGCAAACAGUGGACCGCAAGCUAUCUAUCUGGUUAGAAGAGAAUGAGGCUAAAGCCAGAAUUGUCGUGUAUCAUGCCGCCAAGCUACUCAGCUGGCUCCGAGAUCAUCCGACCAACAGCCAUCAUGAGCCCAUGGCUCUUCUAACCGGAACACUUGCGCUGUGGAUGUUCACAGCUCUAGGCAAGCAUAACAAGGCCGACUCGUCGUCCCGAUCUCUACUGCAGUCUAGCCCCGCAUCAGAUGGGACUCCGAAGCUUGUUACUCUCAGACUCGACAAAGAGAUUGAAGAGGAGACGCUCGUGAAAUGGACCUCAGGAGAUCGAGGUAUGAGGCCCUAUAUGGGGGGUGUUGGAUCCUUGAUCGAGCAAGGUGCCUCGAGGCGACUGGUCCAAGAAAGCCAACGAAUUUUUUCAUUGCAGACAGGGUGGUCUUUGAGCAUUGCUAUAGGUAUGGUGGUACGGGCACAGUACAAGAACAACAGACGGGGAAAAUAG
This is a messenger RNA of Colletotrichum gloeosporioides, 2370 nucleotides long. RefSeq lists its product as uncharacterized. Gene Ontology annotation, cellular component: chromatin. The record is from RefSeq and is a predicted model, not a curated record. Gene Ontology annotation, molecular function: DNA-binding transcription factor activity, RNA polymerase II-specific; RNA polymerase II cis-regulatory region sequence-specific DNA binding; zinc ion binding. Lineage: Eukaryota; Fungi; Ascomycota; Sordariomycetes; Glomerellales; Glomerellaceae. Bases 1 to 2370 code for a protein of 789 amino acids. The transcript is spliced from 5 exons. Gene Ontology annotation, biological process: regulation of transcription by RNA polymerase II; DNA-templated transcription.